GACAUGCUCGAUCUCUCUCCUCUCUCUCUCGGGCACUGCCGUCCCUUCUCAUCCGCUCUUCUUCUUUGAACGUGUCUCAUUUCCCCUGCACCCCCUCCGCGUGGAAACUAUCGAAUCAACGUUCAUUCUUCCCCUUGCUUGUCGGCGAGGAAGUCCCCGAAGGAAGACAUCAGUCGGCUUCGAUUCUCUGGAGACGAGGAGCUUUGCAAUAGCUACUCGGUGGAACAUCUGUUCCUAAGUAUGCGCCAUUUGGUGCAGACAAGGACUGUUUCGUCGAUUUUUCUCGUUGAGCUGUUUCAGUCAGGGUGUUGUGUACAUAGUUUACGCAUCAGAUAGGAGACGUUUAUCGAAGUUGGUGGUGGCACAACAGGAGGUAGUGAAUCAAAUGGCCGGUGAUCCAGUCACUCCUGCGGCGAAGAACUCGUCAGACAACGCCAGAGUUGUUCGAAGAAGAGUGAGCAAAUUUUCAACAGCCGACAAAGAGAAUUUUAACGUGUAUGGAGGAAAUGUCGGCGAGAAUCAGAAGAAGAGUCCAUUGCCUGUGGGGUAUCCUCGUCGUCCUCUACACGAUAUAACUGCUGUUUUGCAGAGUUUCGAUGAUCAGGACGAAGCGAGUACCAGACCGCACAAACACUUCACACGCUCGCAAAUGGGUUUGUGUUCCCGCAAUUAUGAGCUGAUUGAAACGAGCAGUUCAACUAAGAACGGAGCGGGAUCGAGUUCCAAGGAGUCUAAAGGGAAGUCAGUAAAACAAACUGCAACAACGACAACGACAUCAACAAAGAGGACGAAAUCUGUUCUACCAGUUGAUCUUCAGAUUCAUGACAGGGAAAAUCAAGACCCCGGCAUUAAUGUCAUCUUAGAAAAAAAGGUGAAGAGUGUCAGGUUCGCUGAAGUCGAAUGUACGAGUGAGAAUGCGAAUGUCGAGAUGCCACUUCCGGUAUUACCACAUGUUUCCAAAGACGAAGCACUCUUUGGCGGUUUUGAGACCGGUGCGGAGGAAGCUUUUGCUAACCUUCGAGAAGACAACGACACCGUCAUCGUGGCAGAGACGAGCGCAGAGGGAAGCCAACGCGAGUUGAAAAGCGAGACUUCUUCUCGAUCUUCGAUGGAUGUUGCGAUAGAAACUAGUGCACAGGUAUCCAAUGCGAAGCCUAUGGAAGCAGAGAGUAGUACUGCGAAUCGAAGGACGAGAUAUCAACACUUGCAGGAACAGAAAAUGCAGAAGCCUUUGUCUAGCAGGUCCAGCGUGGUAAAAUUUAGAUAGAAGUAAGCAGAAAAUGUGAAUGGCAUGAGGUUGUGUCCAAUGCGCCCGAGCAUGUCGACGGAAAAUCUUCAUGAAGACUAGGCAUGCGCACACGACUCUUAUCUCGAGAUUCUCAACUUGAGAAAUUUGUUUCUCCAAGGGAGGUGCCACCUUAUUCUGAGAAGACCUCCGAUCGUGCAUGAGAAACAUUCUAAGUUAUCUGGAGACUUAUCGAAUGUUUGAUAAGUCCUCUGUACAAAUUAGUUAGUUCUUGGAUCAGUAGAACUCCGCGAGGUGAGAUCGGUCAGCGAAUUGACCUUUCAUAUUUAGAAGGUGCUAUUCGCAUAGAAUCUCCACAUGAAAAAUUGAAUCUGGAAUAUACUCAAA
This is a messenger RNA of Marchantia polymorpha subsp. ruderalis, 1633 nucleotides long. Lineage: Eukaryota; Viridiplantae; Streptophyta; Marchantiopsida; Marchantiales; Marchantiaceae. The record is from the annotation of a GenBank genome assembly.